AUGGAACUGUUCUUGUGCUACUUUGCCAUGCCUGAUACACUUCGACGAGUGAUACCUGGUGAUUUCGUAAAGAACUUCAAUGGGAAGAUUAUCAAGUUUGGCUGCUUGAGAAACCUACAAGGAAAAAUUUGGAAAGUGGAGUUAGCACAGGCUGGGUGCAAACUGAUUAUCAAAAAGGGUUGGAAAAACUUUGUAGUAGAUAACUCAUUAACCCGAGGAGAUUUCUUGACCUUUGGCUACAAUGGUAAUGUCACGUUCACUGUUGAAAUAUUCUGUACCAAUGGAUGCAAGAAGGAAGAAGCUACUGCCACCCGUGUGGAUGCAAGAGUCUAUUCGCGUGAAGUAACAAUGAUUCCUCGGAGUAGAACAAUUCCAUUGAACAAUAUACAAUUCAGAAGAGUUUUCAAAGGAUGCCUUUAUGAUUUGUAUUUCUCAUUUUCCAGCUACAAAAUUUAUCAUUUCAUUCCUGCUAAUAUCUUCGACACUUAUAACAUAGUAGCCCCCAAACUGAAUCAUUCAGGAACAAUUCUUCUACGGAAUCAGAGAGGGUAUUCUCAGGAAGUGAAGUUCUGGAAGAGGGUUGACCGUGUUGCACUCAGUCAUGGAUGGAGAGAAUUUCAGAUCAACAGCGACAUAGAUGAGGGAGACGAGUGUGAAUUUGAAGUUAUUGUUGGUGAAGGGAGAAAGAUCAAGGAGAUAUUAUUGCUGCAAGUUCACCCCACAAGUUCUUCUUAG
Chenopodium quinoa (quinoa) is the source of this 735-nucleotide messenger RNA. RefSeq names its product putative B3 domain-containing protein Os04g0347400. The transcript has 5 exons. NCBI's taxonomy places the organism in Eukaryota, Viridiplantae, Streptophyta, Magnoliopsida, Caryophyllales, Amaranthaceae. Bases 1 to 735 code for a protein of 244 amino acids. Gene Ontology annotation, molecular function: DNA binding. The record is from RefSeq and is a predicted model, not a curated record.